AUGAAUCAAGCGGCCAACAACAGCACAAUAUCUGAAAAUGCUACUGACGUAUGCGCUGCGGCCUCCACUCUGCUCACUUUUUCACCGAUAGGUAUCGGGACAUUGAUCAUCAACGUCAUGAUUGCGGCGGUGAACGGAGCGGUGCUGAUGUUCUAUUUCGCCAACUUUGCCGUGAUCAAGGAAUUUCACGUCUAUGUUGUAGCGCUGAUGAGCACCAAUUUCCUGUUUGCCGCUGUCUUUGGACCGCUGGAUGUCAUGAAUCAACACGUCGGAGCGUGGUGCUGGGGCACCCAUUGGUGUACGUUUCGUCUGUAUUCCGGUACGGUCGCCAUCACUCUGCAGUAUCUGAUCCAUACCACCGUCGCCAUGUGUCGCUGUUGCGCGGUGAUCUUCCCGAUACAGUAUCGCCAUCGGCAUAACACCCGCCUUGCCGUAGUUCUCUGCGCUCUGUGCUGCAUAGCCGCUCAUCUCUUAGUUGUCCCGAUUCUCCUUAUGGAUGCUCUGCUUUACCGACAACCGGAAACCUUGGUUGGCUGCGACUUCAACUACCAGAUGCUGCCGGUACAAAUCUGGUCGUAUAUUUAUCAAGCUGUCACCUAUCUUACACUGUUCCUGGUACUGGCUCAGUAUCCGACGGUUUUGUACAUUCGCCGCAAACGUAACCGGACCCUACGGCAGGUUGGGCCCGCCGGAUCGAAGAAAAUCGGUGAUCAAAGACAGCCGGUCGCUGCGUCAUCAACACCAUCAAACAACCAGAAUACAAAACCGGAGAGCAACGCUUUUCUACUGCUAACGUUGCUGACGGGCAGCGUGUUCAUCUUCUGGACACCGACGGCCAUCGUCACGCCGUUGGUGGCCAUGGACGUCGAUCAGGUCGCUUUGGGCUGGGUUUUCGAGCUCAUGGAAGUGCAGGCCAUAGUCGAUCCGAUCAUCUUUGUCUUGUCUCUGCCGGAUCUGCGCCAGCUGAUAUUUCGACGAACUCUCUGA
Paramacrobiotus metropolitanus is the source of this 987-nucleotide messenger RNA. RefSeq names its product alpha-2A adrenergic receptor-like. Lineage: Eukaryota; Metazoa; Tardigrada; Eutardigrada; Parachela; Macrobiotidae. The transcript has 2 exons. Gene Ontology annotation, biological process: G protein-coupled receptor signaling pathway. The record is from RefSeq and is a predicted model, not a curated record. Gene Ontology annotation, cellular component: membrane. The coding region runs from base 1 to 987 and encodes 328 amino acids. Gene Ontology annotation, molecular function: G protein-coupled receptor activity.